Messenger RNA from Mirounga angustirostris (Northern elephant seal), 5889 nucleotides. RefSeq names its product SEC22 homolog B, vesicle trafficking protein (gene SEC22B). Lineage: Eukaryota; Metazoa; Chordata; Mammalia; Carnivora; Phocidae. Bases 151 to 798 code for a protein of 215 amino acids. Gene Ontology annotation, cellular component: endoplasmic reticulum-Golgi intermediate compartment; Golgi membrane; ER to Golgi transport vesicle membrane. The record is from RefSeq and is a predicted model, not a curated record. Gene Ontology annotation, molecular function: SNAP receptor activity. The transcript is spliced from 5 exons. Gene Ontology annotation, biological process: retrograde vesicle-mediated transport, Golgi to endoplasmic reticulum; endoplasmic reticulum to Golgi vesicle-mediated transport; vesicle fusion with Golgi apparatus.
AAGCUAGUUUCCGGCCACCUCAGCGGGAAGCGCAGACGCGAGCAGCUGGCUCUUGGGGAACUAAGAGGUGUGACUGUUGUCGCGGCAGAGGAAGUCAGGAGGACGUCUUCGGCCAUCCCGGCCAGUGUUGGGUCCCUGUAGCCUGUGAAGAUGGUGUUGCUUACGAUGAUCGCCCGUGUGGCGGACGGGCUCCCGCUGGCCGCCUCGAUGCAGGAGGACGAACAGUCUGGCCGGGAUCUUCAACAGUACCAGAGUCAGGCUAAGCAACUCUUUCGCAAGUUGAAUGAACAGUCCCCUACUAGAUGUACUUUGGAAGCUGGUGCCAUGACUUUCCACUACAUUAUUGAGCAGGGAGUUUGUUACUUGGUUUUGUGUGAAGCUGCCUUCCCUAAGAAACUGGCUUUUGCCUACCUAGAAGAUUUGCACUCAGAGUUUGAUGAACAGCAUGGGAAGAAGGUGCCCACUGUGUCUAGGCCCUAUUCCUUUAUUGAGUUUGACACCUACAUUCAGAAAACCAAGAAGCUCUACAUUGACAGCCGUGCUCGGAGAAACCUAGGCUCCAUCAACACUGAAUUGCAAGAUGUGCAGAGGAUCAUGGUGGCCAAUAUCGAAGAAGUGUUACAACGGGGAGAAGCACUCUCAGCAUUGGAUUCAAAGGCUAACAAUCUGUCCAGUCUGUCCAAGAAAUACCGCCAGGACGCGAAGUACUUGAACAUGCGUUCCACUUACGCCAAACUUGCAGCGGUUGCUGUGUUUUUCAUCAUGUUAAUAGUGUAUGUGCGAUUCUGGUGGCUGUGAAGUAGUGAAUCCAGUCACUGGCAAGGGUGAACCUAGAGCUCGGCAGGUGUAUGUUUUCAGGAAACUGAGCUCACAGAGAUGUGUAUUAGAGUUCCAAGUGGAACUUCUGCUUCUAAAGACCUUGCAAGGAAAGACAUAUCCUGAAAAUGAAAUGUUACACCUCAUUUGAUGAAGCUUACGCCUUUGUAGAAAGUCUCUUUUGGGGGCAGAGGCUUUCUCUGGGUGCUGAGCUGUAUACGUUAGGGAACAGUAGAUUGUUUUAUUUUGUUUUUUCCCUCCCAGUGUUUUUACAUUUUUAAAACAGCACUGAGUGGGGCAUUUCCUUUCUCUAAUGGAGCCAUCAGUGAGAUCUGGCUUAGCCAACCUGUGCUAGCAACAGUCUGAAAUUGCUUCAGAGAAGGCAGCCCGUUGGGAAGUUUUUUCACUCUAGUCAACAUUCCUUUUGUUGGUGACAUUUGUGCUUUUCAGUUUUUGAUGGCCUUGUAAACAAGACUCCACUAUGUGAAGGUUAAUUGCUGUGCUGUAAAGAUGUUGUCUGUUGGCCCCUGUAGGAAGUUGACCUUUGUUGUUUUCAUUUUAUGAUAUUUUGCUUAUUGCACAACUGCUUUAGGGUUAAAUGAAUUAUAUUAAGAUGCCUUGAAAUUAUAUUAUAGCACUCCUUGAUUAAGAAGCUAAAGUGUUUUCUGUCAUUUUCUCCUUAAAAGACUUAAAUUUAGUUUGGGACAUUCUUAAUUUUAUCUUUCAGCAUCCAGUUUGUAUUAAUAGAAGAGUAAGUAUAGCAUACAGAUAGCCAGAGUCCCCUGACUUAAUGGGAAGAAAGGCCCAGCCCAUCACUACAGCUUUGUCCUGCCCCUUCUUACUUUCUCCACUGUAGUUUUGCCCACUCUCUUUUCCUCCUGCUGAAAUUGUAAAACUUCUCUGCACCCAGUAGUUUCAUGUCCAUAAGCAUCCUCUCAGGAUAUUCUUGAAUUUCAAAAUGGAAAAUGUUUAGCUGUGUAGUUAGAUUUAAAUUUUUACAGAGCAACUACUCAAACUACUAAAUACAUUUAUCUGAAUAAGUCUCUGAGAACACCUUGUACCUGCUUCAGUUUAUGUAAAUUCUCUGAGAAUGUUCUAGAGUUAGAUAACUCAUUUAAGUGGCUUCUAUUAACAAAUAAAAGUACCUGUGAUUUUUCCCUUUUUUGCUCAGGGAUGAUGGGGAUUUCCUUUUACCUUCUGAGGUAGAAUUUUUUAAAUGGGGAGACUAGACCUCUUAAAUAUUAUCACAAGGAACUACAAUAUAAACUAGAAUUUACACAUACUGCAAAUAUUUCUUUAAGUCCUAUAGGAAAAUGAGCCAGCUUCUUACUUCUUAACGUCUUUGGAGAGAACUUUAACUAGUAAACAAUUUUAUAACUAAGGGAUCAUCAAAGGUACUGUCCUGAUUCCUGAUAGAGAAAAAAAAUCCUAUUUCCUAAUAACAAAGCAAGGAGAAGUGGCUUAUUUUGUUCCUGAUAAAUUACAGAACUAGAAUAAAUUUUUUUUCUUUCCAUUUUGGACCUAAGUCUGCCAAUUGGAGUAUGUGCAUGAAAUAUGAAGUUACUUUUUAUAGAGAAUAAGUGCUUUUAAGUCCCUAAAAGGCUUGUCCCUAGAGUAAUGAUAUUGGUAAUAAAAGCCUGAAAGUCUGAAAACCUUAGUGGUACCAUAACAUUUGGUUCUUCUAUAGGAGUGGAGAGUGGCAGCUCGUUGUUGAGAGUUGCAUGCAGCAACCAAGUGGCCAGCAAUGAAAUAAAUACUUCUAGAAUGUUCCCUUCAGUGUGAAGUUUUAUUAUCUAGUUAUCUUAUGUGCACAUAGUUUUCUGGGUACAUUUCUACCAAACUCAUUGGGUUAAUUAAAAAAUGAGAACGGGGGCAGAAUGAUGAAGAAAGGAAUGAGAAAGUGGUUUAAUGUUACGACGGUAGAAAAAUGAGAGAACAAGACUGUUGUGAUGUGGCUCCCACUUCCGCUCUUCAUUGGAGGUAGUGGGAGGAUCCGAGCAGAUGAAAAGUAUCCGCAGCCAACCAGGCAUCUAAAAUAGAAUGUGAUAAAUACUGUCUAAUGUUAUUGGGGGCACAUUAAGAAAGGACACCUAAUUUACUUUGGGAAGGAAUGUGGUAAGAGAAGGGGUUUGUUUUUUGAAAAUCAUUUUGCUUAACUUUAAGUGAAUCAGAUGUAGAAAAAUGUUGAAUUAACAUUGAGAUCAAGUGAAAACGUAAAGGACCAAAUAAACUAAGAUGAAUAAAAAACAAGGAUGAAAAAGAGCAAACAAGAACUCAAGAGCCAAAAAUAUUAAAAAGGUACAAAGGGAGAAAUGACAGAGAAGUAAAUUUUUUAAGGAGAGUAAUAAAAUGGAAAAUGUUUAGCUGUGUAGUUAGAUUUAAAUUUUUACAGAGCAACUACUCAAACUACUAAAUACAUUUAUCUGAAUUUAAUCACUCAGUUCUAGUUAAGUUUAUUUCAAGUGCUGAACCUGAAUCCAUAUUUUAGAUUAGAUUUUAUUUUUUUUUUCCUUUUUUUCUAUGUCCUUUUGCCUUUUUCUCUGCCUCCCCAUUGUUUCCCCUCACUUCUUUAUCCUUUUCCAUUUUAGUUCAUUUCCCUAGGUGCUGUUUUUGCUCAGGAGUUAAUGUAAGACUACGACUUUACUUCUGUAAUCGAGAACUUCAGAAUCAACUUAUAUUCACUCUGUUUUUAGAUCUUAGUUUAUUUUACCUUUUAGUGAUUUUAUAAUACACAGUAUUGUCUUACCAGUUAAUACAGCUAUGCCUCUGCUUUGAGAUACCCCUUUAUAAAAAACCUCAAACAUUUCAAGAAUUCAAGAACAAGCUCCUCUAGUUUGUCUCCUGUAUUUAGGGCUUCAACUAUCAUUGUAUUACUGGUAACUCCAAAAAUACCUGUCUGUCCUCAAACUUGAGGUCCAGGCCCCAACUUUUUUGCUGCUUAUUGGGUAUCUGUAUUUGAAUAGCCCAUAAAUUCUUCAGUGCAUUUGAAUAGCCCAUAAAUUCUUCAGUGCAUCUAAAACAUUACUUCCAUUACUCUCAAAGUAAAACCUGACCUCUGCUUCCUACUGUAGUUCUAAUUUUUAGACCUCACCUGCCACCCCUACAAGUCAUGAAUCGCAUUUGUCUCUUCUGUUUUCUCCUUUCACCUCUCCACUGUUAACCAAAAUCUAGUUCUCAUAACCGCCGAAAUAUUUCUCAUCUAUGACUUUCUUUCCUUUUGGCCUUAGAUUCAAACUCUCAUUAGCUUUAAUUGGGCUCUUGCAGUGGACUCCUUACUACUUAAUACACGUCCCUCUUUAACUCAGUACUACCAUGUUAAUACCAGAAAUUUUCUUAAAGAGCUCAUCGUACCCCCAUUUCCUUUGGUAAUACCACCAGUUUACUUUCAUAGUCUGGCCCCACUGUAUCAUUCCAGACUCUCUUGCCAUUCCCCAUCACCUCUUGUUUCAGUCCCAGUGAAUUUAUCUAGCCUUCUCUAAACAGUCAAGCACUUUAUCUUUGCCCCGGCUCAUUCAUGCCUUCUCCCCAGACUUUGUGUGUGUGUGUGUGUGUGUGUACCUUACCUAUCCUUUUCACUUUCAGUCUACUAAAGUUCUGCUCAUCUUUCAAAGACCCAGCUCUGUAGUCUCCUUUGUAGAUCCUUCCUAACAUUUUCACAUCCUCCCUCCCACCAACCUGGGAGAAGCUAUGGAUUCAUCCUCUCAGAGCAACUUGUUCAUAUUUCUAGUGUAGAACCUACAAACUUAAAAUACAGUGUGCUCUUGUCUCCGCUGUAUACUUCGUGAGGUCCCUGAGGGAGAUACCAGUUGUUGUUCAUGUGUAUUUAAAUCCUUGGCACUUGAUGCAACGGCAGACAUGGAGGUACUAGGCAAAUAUUUGCAGAAUGACUAACUGACCUAAAAAAUUUAUGCACAAGUUUUCUGGAAAUGGGCUGCUCUGUUAAGUCACGGAUAUACACAUAUUUUGAAUGAAAGGAGAAAGCCAAAGUAGGAUAAAGUAGUGUCGGCUUAAUAAGGGAUGGAAAGAGGAGCUCCUGGGUGGCUCAGUCAGUUAGGUCAUGAUCUCAGUGUUGUGAUAUCAAGCCCCGCAACGAGCCCCGCAUCUUACUCGGCGAUAGGUGUGGAGCCCGCUUGAGAUUCUCUCCCUCUCCGUCUGCCCCGCCCCCCCCCCCCCCAAAUAAGGGAUGGGAAGGGGAAAAGGCAAAUGAAAAAGAAAGGAGCAACAGGAAGAUUCUAGCAAUAUAUGGUGAACACAUUGGAGAAAAGGAGGAGAGAUAAUUCGGCAAAUGAAAUUGAUUCUUUAGGGCAGAAACAAUUGGAAGGUAAGGUGAAGAGGGAGAAGAAAUGAAGAUGUGGAGACAAAUUUGACUUGAAGAGAAAGUACAAAAGUCAAAUAGACUGGCAGAUCUCAGUCUGGAAAUGUUUUCAGUUGGCCACAGGCAUCAUGCUUGUAUGUUGUGUGAAUAUUAUUAAGUGAGCUUUUUCAUGUCACUUAACCCCUUGCCAAAUUGUCAUCUGAAAAAGUGACUCCAAGAUAAAUACCUUGACCACCAUGCCAUAUAAAGUAAGACGUAUUUUACCACGCUAGAGUUAAGAAACUGGUUUGGGGCGCCUGGGUCACUCGGUCAGUUAAGUGUCCAACUCUUGAUUUCAGCUCAGGUUAUGAUCUUGGUCGUGAGACUGAGCCCCGUGUGGGCCUCUGCGCUCAGUGCGAAGCCUGCGAUUCUCUCCCUCUGCCCCUCCCCCCACUUGCGUGUGCUCUCUAAAUAAAUAAAUAAAUAAAUAAAUAAAUAAAAUCUUAAAAAUAACCUUAAAAAAAGAAACUGGUUUAAGGCUUAGUUGUGACCAACUGAUUGCAGUUUGCGAACUUCUCCUAGUGAUUCCCUUGCAAGUAGUGUGGGUAGGCAGUGAGGUUUGUUGGGCUGGGCAUGCAGAGGCAGAUAGUAAGACCUAUAAAAGUAAGGACUGAAGAGCAUAUUUAUUUGUAUGCCUUUUGUUUGGCCAUUUACAUUAAUAUGGAAAGCAUGUUAUUUGCACACUUAGAACUUUAGAAUAAAAGUACUUUGACUCUGAA